Owenia fusiformis is the source of this 3055-nucleotide messenger RNA. The record is from the annotation of a GenBank genome assembly. Lineage: Eukaryota; Metazoa; Annelida; Polychaeta; Sabellida; Oweniidae.
AACCAAGUAUGAAUAAACAUAAUACAAACACGAGCAAAUGUGAUCCAUUUUAAAGGAACUUCCAAAAGGAUCGUGAGCAGUUAACCGCGAGUUGGGACUUCAGUGGUGACCCAUGUCCUAUGGAGAGUUACACUUGGAGCAUACAAAGGCUGGAUAGUACCGUUUUCAUGAAACCACUACAACUUCCAAAAGGUCAACUCUUUGGUGUACACGAUGGUUUGAACUUGCAAGAUGGGGACGAAUUUUUUGUUAUCGUACAGGGAGUGAACUCCCUUGGAUAUGUGCACACUGAACGAUCAGAUGGUAUAACUAUAAGGCAAGAGCCACUGAUGCCAGGUAUAGUACGGGAUGGACCUGUGUUUGGAGUUGAUUUCAAUGUGCAGCCUUCCAUUACUGAGCUAUGGGGAAAUUGGGAUGCCUUUGGAAAAACAAAAGAGGAAAAUCCAGAUCUGAUUGAUGGUGGUAAUCCGGAUAUUGAUCCAAGGAUCGGAGGUCAUCAAGAAAUAAUUUACUACGAGGUUGCAGUUGGAAAUGACCGUCGAUAUCCCAACACAAGAACUAACAUCCAUCCAUAUGUUCGAGUGGAUUUGAAUCAGACCUGGCACUUCACUGACCUAGAAUUGUUGCCAGAAAUAGGCCACUAUUAUAUUACUGUGAGGGGCAUUGGUAGUUCUAGUGCUUCGCGUACACAAACAUCAAAUGGCAUACGAGUUGGUGUUGGAGGAACAGUCGUGAAACAAGGAAAAUUACAACUCGCAAGUUGCAUACCGUCAACAAGAGAUAUAUCUUUCUCUUGGGAAGGCUUUGAGUUUGGUUUACCAGUUAUGUUCUAUCAAUGGGGAAUCUCCUCUAAUCUGUCUGCAGUGAACAACCUAACUUGUCAACAAUUACAAUUGUUUGAGCAUAAGGAAACCGAAAAUUCAGUAUUCCUUAACGCGUUCGACAUACAGCCAAUGAUAAACGUUCUGAAAACCACCUUCGUGGAACAAAAUGGCCUAAAGAUGCAGCAUGGGAAGGCGUAUCUGGUUGUUGUUAUAGCAACUGAUGAAUCGGCAAUAUGUUCAAUGGUUACAAAGGAGAUAUUAGUAGAUACAACACCACCAAUCUCUGGAGUCAUCAAAGUCGGUCCUGAAAAUAACCUGGGCGUGAUGUUUGCUGAUCAAUCGGACAGAAUGACCGUGUCAUGGCAAAAUUACAAUGAUCCUGAUUCAAGUAUGGAGAACUACAGACUGACGCUGUUUGAAGGGGGUCUUUGUACAGGCGGAGAUAUGAGGACCCCUUCAAUUGCCAUAACCGAUGCUAUUAUUUUAGAACCUGAUGCCUCAGAGUAUACGUUCUACCAGUUAUAUCUGAAGAACGACAGACCAUAUUUUGUGCAUUUGGAGGCAAGUAACUGCGCCGGCCUCAUCGUCAGUAACUAUACGGUGCCAAUCUUGUUGGACCAACAACCUCCUAUUCCAGGUGACGUUAAAGAUGGCACUGACUUUAGCACAGAUAUUGAGUUUCAGAAUUCUACAACAUUUAUAAAUGCCUCAUUUUUACAUCAAUUGAAACCAUCAGGAGGUGCAGAUAUAUGUCCUGAGAACAUCAUUGAUCUAACAUUAGCAAAUUGGAACAAGAUCAAUCAUGUCGGUAUAUGGGGAGUGGAUGGUAAUGUAAUACACGAUAAACAUCAGUCCAGAAGUAAGAAUGGAGUUCUCGAGUUAAUCAUGAUGCCUGACGUAAAGACAACACGUAUGUUGGCUGGAGCAUUGGACAGGGAAAUAGAUGGGACGUCUGGGAAAUAUAAGUUUGAAGUAAAAGCUGCCAGUUCGGAAUUGUACGGCGUAACAAGUGUUGUGUUGAGGGAGGGCCCCCCUGGAGUGUUUGUUGAUUACGAUAUCAAUAUAACAGAACAUAUAGUGUCAGGUAACGGUUCACUGUCUAUGAGGUCAAGUGAUGGAAGCGUUACACCUGUGGAUGCAUUCCCAUAUACGUUGGAUGAUGAUUCUUACAAAGGUCCGCUUAAUGCUUCAACUUUACAAAACUCGUGCGGAUUUCAGCUACAUCCAGCACUACCAUGCGAUAAUACCAGUUAUGCAACCUUGUGGUGCACAUGGCUUGCUGAUCCGAAACAAUCUAAAUUUGAAAUAAUAGCACUGGAGUUUGAUCCGUCAACCGCCCUCCAUACAUACACUAUUAUAUUAAACAAGGAGUCAAACUCGAUUCAACUAGCUGUCGAUGGAAAAGUGAAAACUACAAUGUAUCAAAUCCCAAAACUAGAUGCUCCAUGUCUUCUCAGUAUGGCAGUCAGGAACAAGGACUUGUUCUAUCCAGAGACAUAUGAUCCAUUUAACCGACCCCAUGUUCGAGCGUCUUUUUAUAAAAUCAGUUUGCCACAAGGUAAAGGAACUCAUUGCAAUUAUGGAAAACCUUUCCAAAAUACAGGAACAGGAAUAACAAUUUUUAGCAUGGGACUAGGAACAAAUAAAAAUGAGACAGACGUGAUACCAUUCCAGGAGGUAGUUGAAACAUGUCUUCCAUGUAGUUCAGCUUGUGAUGCUCUGUUUUGUGAUGCAUCAUGUGUCGAGCCAAUGAAGAUGUACACUAUUAUUUGGGAUGACCUGGAUUUGGAAGAUAAACAAUAUGUAUCUACAAACAACACUUAUGAAAAUAGAACUGUUGCCGCUACCUACUUUGUACAUGUUAAAUCUCUAACGGGCUCAGGAUUAUACACAUCAGCGACAUCUAACGGUAUUACCAUAGACACCAGUGGCCCAUUAGUUGAUAUAUUGUACCAUGUUGACAUAUCUGUGUCUGAUAAGAACAGGGUGGUUCAUCAAGGUCAAAAUCACACAAUAGCAGCUAGAUGGGAUGCAUAUGAUAUGGAAAGUCAGGUCGUCGGGUUUGAAUGGGCGAUAGGGACCGAACCAUUCGCGACGGAUAUACAGUCAUACCGAUGGAUGGGUAAUCAGAAACUUGGUAAAAGUGAUGAUCUCAGUGCGGUCCUCCAGGAUGGGCACACUUAUUACGUGUCUGUGAGGGUCACGAAUCGUGCGGGUGGUCAAACAGUUAA